This is a messenger RNA of Rotaria sordida, 834 nucleotides long. Lineage: Eukaryota; Metazoa; Rotifera; Eurotatoria; Philodinida; Philodinidae. The record is from the annotation of a GenBank genome assembly.
AUGAAGCUGUUAUCGCUAUUAGUUAUUUUUAGUAGUAUUUUAGCUGGUAAAGCAAUAAGUGCCCUAUUAUGGAAUGAAACUUAUCCGAAAGGUGAAGUAAUUCGAUUGGGCGAUUUUGAUAUAUAUUCAGUUGGAAAAUCUAAUGGUAAUUUAUCAAUAAUUGUCAUAUAUGAUAUUCGUGGUUUUAAUAUAAGUCAAACACGUGUAUUUUGUGAUCGUCUUGCAUCUGAAUAUUUUGUUCAUAUUGUUAUGCCAGAUUUUUUUCGUGGUACAGCAGCUCCAACAAAUGGAAGUAUGAGCACAUGGUUAGCUGAUGUUAGUAAUUGGUCUAAAGUUUCAAAUGAUCUUAAAAAUGUUGCCAAUUGGUUAAAUAAAUCAUUUUCAACAAAUCGAAUUGCUGUAAUUGGAUUUUGUUGGGGCGGUUUACAAGUUGUACGUGCUUGUUCAAAUUUAUCAACAAUAUUUUUUACAGGUAUAUCAAUUCAUGGUGCAUCACUAACUUCCGAUGAAGUUCGUCAAUUACAACAACCAAUGUUAUUUAUUGGUGCUGGUAGUGAUCCACCAUUACAACCGUAUUUAUCCGAUGCAAUUGAACAAUCAAAUUCUAUUAUAAGUAAACAAUGUGAAUAUAAAACUUAUUUGGAUAUGCGUCAUGGAUUUGUUGCUGCUAGUGCAAAUUAUUCAAAUCCAGAUAAUGUUAAAGCUAUUGAUGACGUACAUUUGACAGUGAGAAAUUAUCUUGAUAAAUUAACAAAAAAUAUAUCUGUAUCAUUAUCGAUAAAUUUUUAUUUUCUAUUAAUACUUUUAAUAUUUGCUUUUCAUUUACAUUUAUAA